This is a messenger RNA of Cynara cardunculus var. scolymus (artichoke), 1709 nucleotides long. Its product is annotated as NEDD8-activating enzyme E1 catalytic subunit. The transcript has 9 exons. Gene Ontology annotation, molecular function: NEDD8 activating enzyme activity. Gene Ontology annotation, cellular component: nucleus; cytoplasm. Lineage: Eukaryota; Viridiplantae; Streptophyta; Magnoliopsida; Asterales; Asteraceae. Gene Ontology annotation, biological process: protein neddylation. The record is from RefSeq and is a predicted model, not a curated record. Bases 128 to 1480 code for a protein of 450 amino acids.
UAAAAGCCAAGCUCCCGACUGUUUCCCUCUUCCAGCGAACCCCUAACCGUACCAGUUUGUGGGGGGUGUCGUUCCCCGGUUUCGCAAAUUUCAGCACACUGUACCACUCCGAUCGAGAGUUUCUCUAAUGGCGGACGCUACUACUCAACAGAGCAGCAGAUCAAGGGACCUUGAUAAGCUUCUUCUCAGGCCAGGGCAUCUCGUCGGUCCCGCCUUCGAACCAGGCACCGAAUUGAGGGACGAUCUUCAAAAGUAUGUGCGAAUUUUGGUUGUUGGUGCUGGUGGAUUGGGAUGUGAACUGCUAAAAGACCUCGCACUAUCUGGUUUUAAGAAUCUUGAAGUUAUAGAUAUGGACAGAAUUGAAGUAUCCAACCUUAAUCGGCAAUUUCUUUUCAGGCUUGAGGAUGUUGGGAAGCCAAAAGCAGAAGUGGCUGCUAAACGUGUGAUGGAAAGAGUUAGCGGCGUAAAUAUUGUGCCACAUUUUUGUCGAAUUGAGGACAAAGAGCUUGAAUUUUACAGUGAAUUCAGUAUUAUUGUGCUUGGUCUUGAUUCCAUUGAAGCUCGAAGUUACAUAAAUGCGGUGGCUUGUGGUUUUCUAGAAUACGACUCUAAUGACAACCCACAAGAACAAACUAUGAAGCCUAUGGUAGAUGGUGGAACUGAAGGUUUCAAGGGUCAUGCAAGAGUUAUUUUACCUGGGAUGACACCAUGCUUUGAGUGCACCAUUUGGCUUUUUCCUCCACAGGUUAAGUUUCCUUUAUGUACGCUAGCAGAAACUCCAAGAACCGCAGCUCAUUGCAUUGAAUACGCUCACCUAAUUAAAUGGGAUGAGGUGCAUAGUGGAAAAUCUUUUGAUCCUGAUAACCCUGAACAUAUGCAGUGGGUAUAUUUAGAGGCUGCCAAGAGAGCAGAACUGUUUGGCAUUCCAGGAGUCACAUAUUCUUUGACACAGGGUGUGGUGAAGAAUAUUAUACCUGCUAUAGCUUCUACAAAUGCGAUAAUAUCAGCUGCAUGCGCUCUUGAAACUUUGAAGAUUGCAUCAGGAUGCAGCAAAACGUUAUCAAAUUAUUUAACGUAUAAUGGUGUUGAGGGCCUCCAUACUAAAGUCACAGAGUUUGUAAAGGACAAAGACUGUCUUGUUUGUGGUCCUGGCAUAUUAAUUGAGCUGGACACUUCGGUCACCUUGAAAAUGUUCAUUGAUCUAGUUGAAGAUCACCCGAAACUACUUGUGUCCGGAGCAAGUGUGACACACCGAGGGAAAAAUCUAUACAUGCAGGCGCCUCCAGUACUAGAAGAGAUGACUAGAUCAAACCUCAGCCUACCAUUAUUCGAGUUGAUGGACAAAUUUCCAAAAGGUGUCGUGCAUGUGACUGGAACGGCUGGCAAGGGUGACAACAGGCAAUCUUGCUUGAGAAAACUGCGUGUUGCGUUUAAGGGCGUUGAUGGAAUCACGGAUACGGACAUGGCUGGUGGAGCAUAGGGUUUCUGUACUUUGGUAUCCAAUUUUUGGGUGGUUGAAAUGGUUCGUUGACCAUUGGAAAUAGAAUGUUAAUCCCCUGGUUAGAUGUUAUUUAUUAGCCAAGAUUCCUGAAACAUAUAACACCUCACAAAUCCACAUCUUUUGUAUUUGUGUACCCUUGUAAUAUCGACUUUGGGCACCAUCCAUUAUUUGGGGUCACUUACAUUAUAUUCCAAUUGUGCAUUUUGCC